Molecule: messenger RNA, 1203 nt
Organism: Sporothrix schenckii 1099-18
Lineage: Eukaryota; Fungi; Ascomycota; Sordariomycetes; Ophiostomatales; Ophiostomataceae
Product: transcription factor C subunit 7
Exons: 2
Coding region: 1-1203 (400 amino acids)
Source: RefSeq, a predicted model, not a curated record
AUGCCUCUCGAAUAUAUUUACGUGGCUCGCCAUGGUUUUCGCUCAAACUGGGUGGUCAACCCCAAGACGGGUGAUUACACAGCGUUUGUACCCUCUCCGACGGGCAUCCCGGCCGAUCCGGCCUUGACAUCGCAUGGCGUUGACCAGUCUCGCGAGCUGGGCGCCCAUCUGGCCAGCAGUGCCAUGCCCGUGCCCGCUGAGCGCAUUUACAGCAGUCCGUACUACCGCUGUCUGCAGACGAUCCAGCCGUUUGUCGAGAUUGUUGCGGGGAAGCCUACACCCACCUACUAUGGACACGGUCAUGGCCAAGGCCCAUUGCCACCUCCCCCGCGAUGGGCUGUCCGCUGCGACUCAGGCCUCGUCGACUGGUUUGGCCCGGCGCCCUUUGACCAGCCGCAGCCCGCACCGCUUAAGGAGCUGCACGACGACUUCUUUCCCUGGAUCGAUCUGGGCUACGAGUCGCGCGGGCAGGGUUCGGGCGUGGUCCCGCUCCGGAACGGCGAGUCCAUGGCACAGCUGCACGCGCGCGUAGCGGCGACCCUGGGCCACAUUGUGCGGCAGUGCGACGCCGAGGGCGUGCGCGCGAUUGUCGUCUGUUCGCACGCGGCGACGAUUAUUGCGAUGGGCCGUGUGCUGACGGGACAGGUGCCGGACGACGUCGAGACGGAAGACUUUGGCGCAUUUACGUGCGGGCUGAGUGUGUUUCGGCGGAGGACCUUGCAGUCGCAGUCUGAGCAGCAGCAACAGAAACAAAAACAGCAACGGCAACAGCCGCAGCAACAGCAACAGCUGCCAGGACAACAGCAUCGCCAAUACCCACAUCCUCAGCACCGGAAUGUAUCGUCGCUGCAAUCACUACAGUCACGACAUCCGCUACCACCGCCAUCACCAUCGACACUGCGCGGCCACGUGCCACCAUGGGACGAUCAGUUUCAUACGCUGGCAGGCGAGGCAUGGAUAGGCGGCCAGGGCGUUGGCGGCGGCUGGGACUGCGUUGUGAACUGCGACUGUAGCUUCCUCAGCGAGGGCGAGGAACGCGGAUGGUGGGUCGCCCCUUUCCCUAGUCCUUCUGUCUUGCCUAUGUUGUUCUUGCGGUUCUUCAUUCGUUCGGGCGCCGUUUCUGUCUUGCCCUUCUUUUUGGCGUGUCUGUCUCUGCCUCUGUUUCUGCCUUUUGUUCGUGCUCUGCUGGUUUAUCAACUGUAG